Tachyglossus aculeatus (Australian echidna) is the source of this 3106-nucleotide messenger RNA. RefSeq names its product KRIT1 ankyrin repeat containing (gene KRIT1). The transcript is spliced from 18 exons. The record is from RefSeq and is a predicted model, not a curated record. The coding region runs from base 383 to 2599 and encodes 738 amino acids. Gene Ontology annotation, molecular function: protein binding. Gene Ontology annotation, cellular component: plasma membrane; cytoskeleton. Lineage: Eukaryota; Metazoa; Chordata; Mammalia; Monotremata; Tachyglossidae. Gene Ontology annotation, biological process: regulation of establishment of cell polarity; negative regulation of angiogenesis; cell redox homeostasis.
UACGAAGAGCUUGGGGAGGUUCGGUUCAACAGAGUUGGUAGACCACGUCCCCUGCCCAUAAAGAGCUUACUCUGUCUCCCAUUCAGAGCAUUUCCAAGACAUCCUUAUCCCUCUCUUGCAGAGCUCGGGACCUGGACCCCUCCACAUUGAGUCUACAGUGAUACUGUUGUGCACACCACUGCUGUGGCUAGUUUACGAAAUGAACUUUGCCACUUAACGAUAAGCAGCGGCUCAAAGGGGAACGGAAGGGCCUGCUGGGUAGCAGAGGUGGAGGAGGGCAGUUCAACGUUAGUGAACGAUUCAGCCUCAAGAGCCUCAGGACGGGACUCGUCCCCCAAGAGCCCUAAGAGCGGAGUCGUUUCCAAAAAGAAAAAAGUCAACUAUGGGUAAUCCAGCCAACCUAGAAGAUGCGUACGUCGCUGUGAUUCGCCCAAAGAAUGCUGCCAGUCUCAAUUCUCGGGAAUAUCGAGCUAAGUCUUAUGAAAUUUUAUUGCUAGAGGUUCCUAUUGAGGGGCAGAAAAAAAAGAGGAAAAAGGUUUUGCUGGAGGCCACAGUCCAAGGAGGCAGUGAACUGACCCAGGGAAUUUUGGAUUACGUGAUCGAAAGCACCAAGCCCAUUUCCCCAGGCAAUCAAGGAAUCCGAGGGAAACGAGUAGUAUUAAUGAAGAAGUUUCCUCUCGAUGGAGAGAAGGCAGGCCGGGAAGCAUCGCUUUUCAUCGUCCCGUCAGUCGUCAAAGAUAACACAAAAUAUACCUACAGUCCAGGAUGCCCAGUUUUCUAUUGCUUCCAGGACAUCAUGAGAGUGUGUAGUGAAUCCAGUUCUCACUUUGCUACCCUCACGGCAAGAAUGCUCAUCGCCUUGGAUAAGUGGUUAGAUGAGCGGCAUGCCCAGUCCCAUUUCAUCCCAGCCUUAUUCCGGCCCUCUCCCUUGGAGAGGAUUAAAAGUAACGUCACCAACCCGGCGUACGCCACCGACCCCGGGCCGACGGACAGCGCGCUGCACAUGGGCUACAGUGCGCUAGAAAUAAAGAGCAAGAUGGUGGCCCUGGAAACCGCGGACACGUGUAUCUACAACCCCCUGUUUGGCUCCGACCUCCAGUACACCAACAGGGUGGACAAGGUGGUGAUCAACCCGUACUUUGGGCUUGGUGCUCCAGAUUACUCCAAGAUCCAGAUUCCCAAGCAGGAAAAAUGGCGGCGCAGUAUGAGCAGUGUCAUGGAAGACAAGGAGCGCCAGUGGGUGGAUGACUUCCCCCUCCACCGCAGUGCCUGCGAAGGGGAUUCGGAACUGCUGAGCCGACUGCUCGAUGACAACUUUUCAGUCAACCAGUUAGACAGUGACCACUGGGCGCCGAUCCACUACGCGUGCUGGUAUGGGAAAGUGGAAGCCACUCGAAUGCUGUUGGAUAAAGGGAAAUGUAAUCCAAACCUCCUCAACGGACAGCUUAGUUCUCCUCUUCAUUUUGCUGCUGGAGGAGGGCAUGCUGAAAUAGUGCAGAUCCUGCUACAACACCCAGAAAUUGACAGACACAUUAGCGACCAGCAAGGAAGAUCUCCAUUAAACAUCUGUGAAGAGAGCAAGCAGAACGAAUGGGAAGAGACGGCAAAGCUGUUGAAGGAAUCCCUGAAUAAACCUUACGAGAAGGUGCGGAUCUACCGGAUGGAUGGGUCAUACCGCUCGGUGGAGCUGAGGCAUGGCGGCAACACCACGGUCCAGCAGAUCAUGGAGGGCGUGCGCCUCUCGCCAGAAACCCAGCAGUACUUCACCAUCUGGAUCUGCUCCGAAAACCUCAGCCUGCAGCUGAAGCCCUACCACAAACCCCUGCAACACGUUCGCGACUGGCCAGAAAUCCUUGCUGAGUUGACCAACCUGGAUCCACAGAGGGAAACGCCCCAACUUUUCCUGAGAAGGGAUGUGAGACUUCCUCUGGAAGUGGAAAAAAAGAUCGAGGAUCCACUCGCUAUCCUUAUUCUCUUCGACGAAGCCAGAUAUCACUUGCUGAAAGGCUAUUACACGUCUCCGGACGCCAAGCUGAUAACUCUGGCCAGCCUGCUGCUGCAGAUAGUCUACGGAAACUAUGAGAGUAAAAAGCACAAGCAAGGGUUCCUGAACGAAGAAAAUCUCAAAUCCAUAGUGCCCAUUACCAAGUUGAAGAACAAGGCGCCUCACUGGACCAACAGAAUCCUUCACGAGUACAAGAAUCUCAGCGCAAGUGAGGGGGUCAGCAAGGAGACCCAUCACCAUCACCUCCAGCGGAUGUUCCUGCAGAACUGCUGGGAAAUUCCAACCUACGGGGCGGCUUUUUUCACAGGACAAGUGUUCACCAAGGCGACCUCCAGCAGCCACAAAGUCAUCCGCGUGUAUGUGGGCGUGAACGUGAAAGGGCUCCACCUCCUCAACAUGGAAACCAAGACGUUACUCAUCAGCCUAAAGUAUGGUUGCUUUAUGUGGCAGUUGGGAGAUGCCGAUACCUGUUUUCAAAUUCAUAGUCUGGAAAACAAAAUGAGCUUCAUAGUGCACACCAAACAGGCGGGCCUUGUGGUACAGCUCCUCAUGAAGCUGAACGGGCAGUUGAUGCCCCCUGAAAGGAAUGAAUGAAUUCAGUUCUCCAACCCUCAAGUAUUAUCCGGAUAAUCUGACUGGGUUUUCACUGAGAGAGCUCAUGGACUAUCAGCUUUGUAGAAAUGUUCCAUUUUUGUAUUGUUUUAUGUUGUACAGGAUCUGCAUUUUUAAAAAACUGGAAUAUGCCAGCUAUUUUUAUAUGAUAAUAUUCUCUUUGCGCUCUUCUCAUUUUUGAGAUAAACAUGAAAUUGUUUGUGUUAAGAAGUGUGUUAGACGUAGUCAAGAAAACAAAACCCAGUGAGUUUUGGGACAGCCGAGAUCCUUCAGGCCCCGUAAUCGACCUGAGAGCCAGCCAGUGCUUUGGUAGAUUUCUGUAGGUUAGGUUCAGGAGCUAAUGGCAACUAGACUUGCUUUAUUGACCACAUGUCAAACCAUCAGCAGGGUGGCUCAGAGCGAUUUUAUUGGCUGUAAAUCUCUGAAAAUGUUGUGCAACUGUUUUAAGACUCACAUUAAAACUGCUGGUUCUGAGGCUUUUCAGGUAAA